Molecule: messenger RNA, 2233 nt
Organism: Dalotia coriaria
Lineage: Eukaryota; Metazoa; Arthropoda; Insecta; Coleoptera; Staphylinidae
Gene: Nprl3
Product: GATOR complex protein Nprl3
Exons: 4
Biological process (GO): positive regulation of autophagy; negative regulation of TORC1 signaling; TORC1 signaling
Cellular component (GO): GATOR1 complex
Source: RefSeq, a predicted model, not a curated record
CAGAACUGACCUUGCAUUAAAAUUCCGAGGUUACCAUCCGAACGGAAAACUUUCGGUUCUUUCGAUUUACAUUUCCUUAUCGCGGCGCUUAUCGCUAAAAAGAUUCCGCAUACCGCGGCGCAGAUAACGCUUACAUCAUCCAAUAGCGAUAUAACGCCUCAAAAUGAAUCUCUGCUCGUCAUAACGCCCUAAAACUCCUACAAAAUCAACCAUGUGUCAGAAAGUUAUCAGGCGACAAAAACAAAUGCUAUCAACAUCCGAGAGGCAAAACAAGAGCAAUGGAGUAGAAGAUCAAAAGCAAUGUUAGAAUAAGAAACACAGAAAAUGGAAGUGAAUCCAUUAAGUAUAAUAUUAGUAAAAUCGGAUAGCAAAGGAGCUCGUCUGCUCUUCAGAUAUCCAUACCAUAAACAAGAGACUGCAGAACCUGCAAGUACAAGAAGGAAAAAUCCAUACACAUUACCUGUUGUAGAGGAAUUACUGCUACAAAGUCCUCCACAACGAAUUUCGAAUAUUAGUAAAGGUUUGCUCACUGGAUUCACUGAUGAUGUACUGGCAGCACUCUUUGCUGUCAAGCCAGAACUUUGCAAGCGGAAGUUUGAGCUCAAAGUAAAUGAUGUUAGAUUUGUCAGCCAUCCAACAAAACUCCAGUUGCAGAAUAAGAAAUAUGAUGAGUCUGACUUGUUGAUUAAUAUUGUGUUUGCACUUCAUGCUGUUGCUUCACCAUCAGUUGUUAAUUGUUACCAUGAUUUAAGUAAACGCAUGGGUAUCCUUCUGGAACACGAAGAAAACCGAUGCGGUUAUAUCAGCAAAGAGUUGCAAAUCAUGAUGGCGACCCAUGACGAAUGCUGUGCGUUAAAUCAAGAAGCUGUCUUCGACGCCAUAUUGGGCCAGAGUACGCUGGCAAAGAAUAUCGAGCGCAUGUACGAUGAUUUGUGCGGCACAGGCCUGGUAAAUAUUAGAAUAAACAAUUGGAUACCGCUUAGUUACUGCUUACCUCAAAAAGUGCACCAAUGGCACUUGCGGGGCAAGUUAGUGGAACCGGAGGAUAUACACCGCUGUAUACAAGCACUCAAACCUUACCAUAGUAUACUUCUCCUGUGUCCGGUUAAUAUGAUCGUUGAUUUUAUUUCGCUUGAUGGAUCUCCGAGUUUGCAUCGAAUGCUGUCGCAGUAUUCGCCAGUCAAAAACCUGCAAACUCUUGCGGCUGAUACCGAUUUAGAACUUUCACAUAUUUUUGAUUUGACUUCGCAUUUAGUAUACUGGGCGAAAGCAACUGUGAUAUACCCGAUAUGCACCACGAACAAGUAUGUGAUAGCGCCCGAUGCGCCGCUAUCACUCAACUCGCCUCUCUUGGAUCGCUUCGGCGAAACCUUCCCGAAUUCAAACCUGAUACGCGUGAUCAGUGACUUCUCGCUGCCGACGUCGCUCGGCCAGAAGUGUAAUCCGAUGUACAGCACUACGCAGCAAUCGUUGUUGGUUCCGAUGAUUAUCUGGAUGCUUCAACAUCACUUGCUUCUUCAACUCCAUACGUACAUUCAAUAUUUGCCUACUGAUCAAACUAACACGUAAAGACUUUCAAGUCGGCGCAAAGUACACAACGCUCCGCGCAUGCCCAGAGUACGCACAGAAUCCGAAAGCGGACAAUCGACAAUAUCCGAUGGAUUCGGCGAUAGUAGCCGCUUCGAUUUACCGGACACAAAAAGGUACAAUACCCUUAAACACAACCGAAAAAUUAAAAUUAAAACAAAAUUUGUUAACAGUUUUGAAAAUAUGAGCUUCACUUCUGUGGAAGAUGAUAAACCCGAAUUCCGCGAAGAAUUAUUGCUUGAUUUCUCUGAUGAAGAGCGCAGCGCCAUCUUUAAAGUGUCAAACUCCAACAGCGAUGAAGACUUGAAAUUAUUCGCGCGGUUAUGCCGAAAGAAUUACUUUCAAGGCAAUCAUCACAUAGAAGAAAUCAUGUUCUUAGAGAACCUCAGUCGUAGUCAACUGUUACAACUACUGGACAAAUUUCGCGAUGUACUCAUUACAUACGAGACAGAGGAUCCCACAAUCGCCAUGUUUUCAACAUCUACAUGAUCAUCACAGGAAGUGGAUUUCAGGGUUAGUUUUACACCAUUUGUACAGCAAGAAUGUCGUUUAAAAACAAUACUUCGAGCAUUAAUAUUGAUGUAAGAGAUGAGUUCUCCAUGUAGAAAAACUUAUUCCAUGCUUACAAUCACAAAGAUUAAGAUUA